AUGUCUAACAUCAAUACCUAUGACGACUGCGUCGGCAGCGAAGACUCUAUGGCGCGAUUCUCUUGUCUAUGUCCCAUAGACCACAUAUCAAUAUAUGAGAAGAACAAACGUUGGCCUAUGUGUUAUAAGAUAUGCGCCAACACUUCAGCUAACUGUACUGCAAUGCCUCCGCACCAAUUGCCACUCUCACUGUGCAGUUUUCAAUAUCUCAAUAGCACCAGCAUCAUGGACAAUUUAAGUUCUCAAGCUUAUCAGCAAAAUGCUGGUAUUAUAUUAGCUCAGAUUAAUCCGGAUACAUCAAUCAAUGGUAGCGAUUGCCAAAGCUGUAACGCGAUAUAUAAUUUUCAAUAUCAAAAUUACUGUUUGGCCAACUCUUUAAUGCGUCAGUAUUUACACUAUAAUGCCUAUUGGCAGUCCACCAGCAAAAGCAGCAGCAGAUUACACUUUGGUCAGCUCAAAUUCGUGGCCUUCUUUUGUAUGGCUUUGAACAAUGAUACCGCCUGCCAGCAGCUAGCAAAUCUUUGCGUGCUUUCGCACUAUUCCAUGGAGAAGCAUUCACCAUGCAGUGCUUUUCUGUUAACCCAAAUGUCCGAUAUGGUGAUCAAAUAUGCGCAUGCAAGCGAACCACUACGCAUAUUGCAACCUUUUUUGUUUUAUCGCAAGGGCAAAAGCACACGGGAAUUACUUACAAAGACGCUACAAUUGUCCAAUCCCGCUGAGGUGGAACUUUUUAGCACCAACUAUGAUCUAAGUGGGCGUCUCCAACGCUGGGGUGCAUUCAAGCUGGAUCAAUUAAAUCUGUGCCACGGACAAAAAGCGCCCACUUUAAGGCUUGCCCAGCAUCAGGUGCCACUGGAGUGUCAGCUGAGCCUGGAGCAGCUUAUCGAUUUAGCCAGCCAACAGGCUAAUGAUAACUAUCUUAGUCUUUAUCUCAACUUUAGCAGCAAUAACCAGUUUCUCCUACAUCAGCUUCCCGUGCUUAUAGAGACAUUGUCACCUGAAAAUCAGCGUUUGCAGCAGGAAGAGUGGCAGUUGGUGAAGCGUUUUCAACUGAUAUCCGCUCAGCCCAAAUUUAAUCGUCAGCAUGGAAUGCUACCACGCUAUGAGGACGCGCACAAGCUCCAACUCUAUCGGUCGCUGCGUUAUCUAUCACAAGUGGAGCUACAGUAUACCGUACACCCUGGUCAGCGUAUUGGUUUGCCACUGCUACGUCUAAACUAUCGCAACAUAGAGAUAGCGGAUAAUGCAAGCUUAAAACAAUUGCAUCCAUUUCAAUUGAGCAUAAGUUUUGUGGACUCGCGGCAGCGUCACAAGACGCAGCUGCUGCUGAAGUUGGCGUUACCGCUGCUACUGCUAUGGGCCUUUGCGGCAGCAUUGUUUCGUUUGCAGAAUCUACGUCGACGUCGUGCUGCGGAGCUUUGCAAUAACUUAGUGGAAUUGCUACUGCAAUUGUCUGGCAAUGUAGCAAAGGCAUUGCUAAUGACAGCAUUAAUGCUGCUGACUGUACAGGCUUAUAAUUAUAAUCAACUGGCUUGGCUAAGCUAUAGCGCCUUCCUACUCCAACUCAUGUUUUUAGGCGUGCAUCUGCGUCGCAUCAGUCAAUUGGAUGUGUUUCUCAUUGACUGGGAGCGUCCGCGCAGCAGCAGUAGUUACGAGGGCCAGGGACAACGCAUGAAUCUGGACAGUUCCUCGCUCUGCUCCAGCGUGCGCACCUAUGUGGCUGAGAGCAGUGUCUCCGCCUGGCGCAUACUCUUUACCGCAAAUGCCUGGAUUCGACUAAGCGCCUCUCAGAGUUAUUCCACUUUGUUGCAGGCUUUUGCUAUCAUUGCAUUACAACAGCUGUGUACACAUCUUAGUCCAGUCGCCCUUGACUUGACUUUGCAAACCGCUCUUAUCUCUGGCAGCUAUUUGGUGAUUUAUGCUAUACAAAUACUUGUACAUCGCUUACUUUUACCUAAUCCGCUGCAAAAGUUUGUUGAUCUUUGUAGUCAGGCAAAUGUGUCGCUUUUCUCGCUGCUUGAUCCGAGCUAUGGUUACUAUAUACAUGGACGUUCGCCUCAUGGAUUUGCGGAUACGGAUAUGUCCUCCAUGAUCUUGCAGCUGCAACGUGAGGGACAAAACAUGUGCGGACGGCGUGGUCUACUCAUGGAUUCUGACAAGCAGGCAUAUAUAAUUUUGCCGCCCCGAAAUCUGCAUAUCUACUUGGAACGUCUACUGUUGCCCUUGCAGCGCAGUCGUCAUGGCAGCUUGUCGCAAACGCUGCUCUAUCAAAAGGAUAUACCCAGCAUUGAUGGACAAGUGGAGCGCACCUCAAUUGCCUAUGCUAGCGUCAAUCGUUUCUUCUGCGCUUUUAUUGAUCAUGCUAUCAAGGAUAUGGAUUAUAUUAUCAAAGAAAAAUCAUUAGUGGAGAAGCUUUGCAAUUGCGAAAUCGAUAACUAUUUAACGGAAAAUAAAGGCACAUUUUAUAUAGACGACUAUUAUACUUUUAGUCACGCCCUGCUGCUUGGAAAUCAUUUUAACAUUUUUGUGCUGGAGCUACUUAUCUUACUCUCUAUAUUUAUGUUAACUUCAAGUUUGCUAAUUGCUACCGCCUUAAUCUGCGUGAUGAACAAGCUCCUACGCUACGUGUUCAUAAAAUGGGUACGCUGUAAUGUCUCACGCAAGACAUUGAUUGACGAGCGAUUUUUGCUAUAGCCUCGCAGUCAAAGUAAUGAGCAAUAUAUGCGAGAU
Drosophila busckii is the source of this 2730-nucleotide messenger RNA. Its product is annotated as meckelin. Gene Ontology annotation, cellular component: ciliary transition zone; MKS complex. Bases 1 to 2694 code for a protein of 897 amino acids. NCBI's taxonomy places the organism in Eukaryota, Metazoa, Arthropoda, Insecta, Diptera, Drosophilidae. The record is from RefSeq and is a predicted model, not a curated record. The transcript is spliced from 7 exons. Gene Ontology annotation, biological process: cilium assembly.